AUGUCCUCCUUCAAGCAGCCCGGGACGCAGGAGUUCCCCGGAGCGCAGGAGUUCCGCGCGACGGUGGAAGAUGACGGACUCGACGCCGAUUAUAGCAUGGUCGGCGACUACCCAGAGGAACCCGACUAUUACGUCCUGCUGGGUCUUUCGCGCAGUCCGCCUCCAACAGAUGCCGAGAUCCGAUCCGCCUACCGCAACUUGACCCUCAGCUUCCAUCCGGACAAACAGCCGCCGCAUCUCCGCCAUGCGGCCGAGAGUCAGUUCAGACAUAUCCAGGAGGCGUAUGAGACGCUCAUUGAUCCAAAUAAGCGCGUUGUAUAUGAUAUAUCUGGUGCAGCGGGUGUGCGGCAGGAAUGGGGCCAGCUUGGGGCCAUGGGGAUUGGUGGGGAGGCACAAAGACAGGAUGUUGGUGUUAAGGCGAUGUCGCCGGAUCAGUUCCGGCGCUGGUUCUUGAAGACGAUGAAGAAACGGGAGCGGAAAGCUGUCGAGAGUCUGGUUUCCAGCAAGGGCGGUAUUACCCUCGGAAUCAACGCGUCGUCUAUGGUCUCAGUCGACGAGGACGAAGAUGUGCAGUUCCAUAUACCCUCACCGAAAGUGUCCUCGUAUGGUGUUUCGUAUAAUUUCAAGACGCCGGUGUCUUUACCACAACUUUGGGGUAUGGCAGACAAAGAUGCAGAAACCUCGGACACGGAGACGGAUUCAGGAGAACAGGUGCAGGACGAGGAAACAGAGGACAUGCAGGUAACUUGGAAUGCGGGUAUAACUGGAGGUUUGGCUCGCCCGGUCAAGAAAGUCACAGUUGAGUACGAGGAUGGGACAGAAGGAGAAGAAAAGUUUGAAAUGCCACCGAUCCUGGCAGCUCAGAACUUCCAAUUUGGGGCCACUGUGACUCCCAAUUUCAAAAACCUGGUGGGCACAAAGGGAAUCUGGACCAAACAUCCUUUCUCUCUCCUUAGGGAUUCCCAAGUCAGCUUCGCAGCUCUUCUUCUCCCUGCCCCAACCUUGAAAGCGAGUAUUGCUCGAGCCUUCCAACCAAUCCCCGGCACCAAGCCGUUCCAGGUCAGCGUGACCAGUAUACAUACACGCUCCUUGGAGGAAACGGCGCCUUCUUUCGAGGUCCAAAUUUCGAGGGAAAUCGCCAAGCAGAAGAUCGCCGUCAUUACAUGGUCCAGUGGCGUUGUUGACUGGCCCGAAUUUCUUCUCAACUGGUUCCCAUCACUUGGAAUGGGAGCUCAGAGUGCCAUUGCAUCUGUGAACGAGGUCAGUAAUCUGCAAAUUGGUCUAAUAUCGCUCCCCAAGCAGGGCCAAGCUGCGAUCGAUUUCGAUGAUGAUGAUGAAGAGGAGAGUGGAGAAUUGGACGAGGAUGUCCGUCAUCUUCUCAAGAAAAAGCGCCAUAUCGACCAAUCUGCCGAGUCGUGGCAGACCUAUCUCCAGGCUAGUCCCGCUGGGGGCGCUGUUGUCUUGAGUUACUCUCGGAAUCUCUUCUCCGGAAAACCCGCUGAUGAUCCGGUCAAGACUGAAUGGAGCUCUGAAGGGUAUUUCCCGAUGCCGAGCAUGGACCAGGCGCGUGCUGUUCGACUCGAGAUCUCGAGUGUUGUUGGGUUAGACAUGUCUCUCAAUUGGACCAUCAAGGGCGUUCGACGUGUUGGCGAGUACACGCGUGUUGGUCUCGGCAUUGGCAUCGCGGACAAGGGUAUCAUGAUGACAGUUUCAUGGAGCCGACUCGGCCAAAACAUUAAUCUUCCGAUCAAUGUUUGCCCAGCUAACGAGGCAACAAGCGGCGCUGCAGCGCUGACUGCUAUAUUCCCUUGGCUGGCCUACUGUGCGAUUGAAUUUGGUUAUAUUCGCCCGCGCGAUAGGAAACUCCGUCGACAGGCAGCUGCUCGACGCCACCGUGAGCUCAAGAAGUUGGUCCCUAAGAAGNNNNGCGAAGAGAGUCUCCAGGCCAUCGAGCUCAUGAAGGAUCAAGUGCAAAGACGGCAAGCGCGAGAGGAAGCACAGGACGGCCUGGUUAUCUUGAAGGCCGAGUAUGGUUAUAUACCGCCAGUAAACAAGAAGCCCAAAAAUGGGUUCGCGGAGCCUCGGGUGACUGAUGUCACUAUCCCUGUGGCUGCGCUAGUUAACCGCGGUCAAUUGGUGAUUCCCGGAAAGACCAUCAAGUUCCAAAUUUUGGGAUUCCAUGACCCUGCGCCGUUGCUGCCCAAACGAUUGAAGAUCUGGUAUAGAUUCCAGGGGCGCGAUCAUUUCGUCGAGGCAGGCGAUAAAGAGGACAUCGCAUCUCCCAUGCGUACACACAUUAUAUCCACAUGA
This is a messenger RNA of Penicillium egyptiacum, 2310 nucleotides long. The record is from the annotation of a GenBank genome assembly. Lineage: Eukaryota; Fungi; Ascomycota; Eurotiomycetes; Eurotiales; Aspergillaceae.